AUGAUUUCCAUGCAGCAGUCGCUGUUCUAUGGGUCACUUGUGGUGCUGUCAGCUGCUGUGCUGGCAGCUUAUUUUGUGGAAUUCUGGGCGGUUCUUGAAGCAUCAUUGGACAAUGCCGGCGACUUUAUUGUCUCAGACCUUUUUCAGGCCAAGAAUAUAUUUGUUCUGUCGGCAGCAUAUGCCCGCUGGGCUUUACCAUACCCUGGCAGUAUCAUAGGUCGCCCUGAGCCAGCCUUGCUGAAAGCGCUGGGUACGUUCUUUGUGGGCGUCAUUGCUGGCUGGAGCCUGAAUAUGGCACGUGAGACUGGGAGCACCAGCUUGGACGCUUACAAGUUACUCUUUUUGGUGCACGUGAACUCCUUUGUGCUCACGGCGGCUGUGACCUUUGACAGGCUCACCGGCAGCUGGGUGUUGCUCGUUGAGGCUUUGGCCCUGUGGCUGUGCUGCACGUCCUGGUGGCAUCCAGCCGCGGCCCUAGCAGUGGACGCCGUGAAUUGGGUCAUUCCGGUGCAGGAGGUCACUUCCGCCCUGCAAGUCCUCAGGGGUGUUAUCGGUGCAGGCUUUGACCAGGCAGCCAUGGAGCUGUUGGUAGUCAGCGGCUAUAUUCAGAUUUCUUUGGGCUAUGUCAAUGUUUGGUACAUGCGGCAAGUUCAAGCACGGACCAACGCAUUGCUGGACGUGGCAGGGGGCAAGAUGACUGCACGGCAGUUUCUGGUUGAGCGGACAGCAGUCUACAUGGUCAGUGUGGCACUUCCCUACAUGCUCCAGCGGAGUGUCUUGGAAACUGCAAACGACAUGUUCUUCGAGUCCUUCCGCUGGAAGGCAGAGGAAUCGCUUCGCGUGGAUGCUUUCCUUCACCCGGGCAACGCCUACAAUCGGCUAGAGGUGGCGCGUGAUUCGAAUCAUACGGUGGAUGGCUUCGCUGAAGCAUUCAACUCAAUCAUCAAUGAUUGCUACCAGCUUACAGCAGGAAAGCUUUACGACUUGCCAAACCUAGUGCUGAUGUCGGGGAUGAUGGCUAGCCAGCCGAUUCUGACUGCCACCCUUUUACCCAUCAGUGUUGGGCUGGACUUUGGGAGGACGCAUGUCAUCUCAGCCAUCACUUCGUUGACCGAGAAGGCGACGAAGCAUCUCCGCGCGCUGGCCGACAAGCGCAAGAAGGUCGAGCAGCAUGAUUCCAGAAACGCCGAAGCAAUCAGCCGAACUGGCGCUGCUGCAAUUGUCGCUGGCCGCUGGGGGGAUUUGGCCACCGACAUAUUGGCGGCAACAGCUUGGCGAAAGAUCCUGCUGUCAACACGGAUGUUCAUCAACUGGCUUUACUAUCAAGACUUGUAUGGAGUCGGUGUCGAGUGUGCACUUGCUCGUAUCAUGGAAGCUGACAGGAUAACCGCUGCAGACAUAGGUGUCUACUCAAUGGUUAUUGAAGACACCAUCGGAACCCUGCUGACUCGCUAUCGAGAGGAGUCGCGCCUGGCACAGAUGCACACCUUCCAAGAGCGCCUGCUGGAGCUAGACGCUGGUUUGCGCGCCCACCGGGCAAGGCUCCAGGAACAAUCGCACUGCAUGAUCCAGGGUGGAGGUGCGCUUUUGUUUCGAGACUUCACCUACGAGCGCGGAGACUUGAAGGUCCAGUUGCCAGACUUGGAUCUUCAGCUUGGACGCAUUUAUGCCAUCACCGGCCCCAAUGGAUGCGGUAAGAGUACCUUGUUCUCGGUGCUUGCCACGUGCAUGCAGCCAAUGGUGCUGCCCGGCGAGUUGAAAGUCAAUGGCACCGUGGUCCUUCCGUCUGCAGAAGUUGUCGAAAUAACGCAGAAGCCGUACCAACCACUCUUUGUGAAGCCACUAGCCUGGCUACUGGAUAAAGACAUUGACAAUGACGGUGACGCGCAGAUCAGAGAAUCCACAGAGAGGAUCGCAAUGAUAUCUGCCGCACUGCGCUUUAAGCAUUCAGAUGCCAAUGACUCCGGCCUAUCUUCAGAAGAAUUGCAGGCUGAAAUGGCGGAUUGGUACGGCGAGCUUUCUGGCGGCCAGCGCAGCAAAGCAGAGCUCAUGCGGCAAGUGUUCCUCAAAGCAGAAUGCCCAAAGGUGAUCCUGUUGGAUGAAGUCUUUGCUCCACUGGAUCCUGGCUCCAAGCUGCUCGUGCAGCAACUGCUCAAGGAGCGCUGCUCUGAGUCUCUCAUCCUGGUCAUCUACCACACAGGUGAUGGCACCCAAUGUGUCAGCAGCAACAACUUUUUCGACGACAACCUGCAUGUCUCGAAUGGCUCGGCACACUUGGUGGGGCUUUGCUGA
Messenger RNA from Effrenium voratum, 2292 nucleotides. NCBI's taxonomy places the organism in Eukaryota, Dinophyceae, Suessiales, Symbiodiniaceae. The record is from the annotation of a GenBank genome assembly.